UAUGCUUAGGAAUCAUUCAGGAUAAGAUUAGUUCUUGAUGCGACAAAGAUCGUGAAUCGGUCUGAGUAUUAUGGGCUGCAUUUGCUCAAAAGGAACAGCAGAAGAAGAAGUUAAUGACCAACAUGAGAAACCAAAAGAGAAUUGGAACAAAACGUCCUCAGUUCAAUUGAUUGCACCUGUAACUUCUAAGAAAGAUGAGUUUUCGCAUAAAUCCGUUGACGGAAGCUCUGGUGGACGCAAAGCUGAUGGAUUAGCGCAUAAACCAUCCGCUAGAGCUAGCGGAUUGAUUGUUCCUGUUGAUGAUAGUGAUGGUAAAACAGUUAUUGUUGAGAGACCUACAAGGUGUCACCGGAGAUGGCCAACUGCAGAUAUUGGGACAGGAGGAGGAGGUGAAGCCAUCAAAGGUUGGGUUCCACGACGUGCAGAGUCUUUUGAGAAGCUGGACAAAAUUGGACAAGGGACUUACAGCAGCGUGUACAGAGCCCGGGAUCUUGAGACCGGUAAAAUGGUAGCCAUGAAGAAGGUCAGCUUGUACCUUGUGUUUGAGUACAUGGAGCAUGACCUUUCGGGUCUCGCUCUUAGACCCGGUGUAAAAUUUACUGAAUCACAGAUCAAAUGUUACAUGAAACAACUGCUUAGUGGGCUUGAACACUGCCACAGCCGUGGAAUCCUUCACCGCGACAUUAAAGAACUGUUUUUAGGGAAACCAAUCAUGCCCGGAAGAACAGAGGUGGAGCAAAUGCAUAAGAUCUUCAAGUUAUGUGAACCAGAGAAGCGUGGCACAGCUUCUUCGACGCUAAGUAGCAAGUUCUUUACAAUGGAACCACUCCCUUGUGAUGUAUCAAGUUUGCCCAAGUAUCCUCCAAGCAAGGAACUUGACGCAAAGGUCCGUGAUGAAGAAGCAAGAAGGAAAAAGGCUGAAACCGUGAAGGGUCGUGGACCUGAAUCGGUCAGACGGGGUUCGAGAGACUUCAAGAGUACUGCUACAACACCGGAGUUCGUUGCUUCAGGGCAGUCAAAAGACACAAUCACCACCAAAAGGUUCAAUCCUCAGGAAGACAGUAGAACCGGUUUGAGAGGAGAGGCGGGAAGAGGCGACAGAGAGAAAGGCUUUUCUCAUACCAAUUCAAUGAUUCAUCCAAGCAUAGCUGCAACAUGGAGUAAAAAUGAGAGCUCUAGGAACAAUGUAGUUGAGCUAAAGGCUACUCGAUCGAGCAACGUGCCUAUGACUGGGAGAUACUUGUCUCCUUCACAUAAAGAAGAUGUAGCCGUAGAAACCACAACGACAUACGUACGCAAGAAGAACAGAAUACAUUGUUCGGGUCCAUUGAUGCCUCCUGGUGGAAACAUUGAGGACAUUCUAAAAGACCAUGAGAGACAAAUCCAAGAGGCUGUAAGGAAAUCGCGGCUUGAGAAAUCUGCAACAAGGAAAAACAACAAAACAUGUGCUAAGUAGAAGAAUAAGACAUGGAUGAAACCUUGCUAACAUCGAAACAAGAAAAAAGAUUACAUGAA
This is a messenger RNA of Arabidopsis arenosa, 1515 nucleotides long. Lineage: Eukaryota; Viridiplantae; Streptophyta; Magnoliopsida; Brassicales; Brassicaceae. The record is from the annotation of a GenBank genome assembly.